This is a messenger RNA of Hippocampus zosterae (dwarf seahorse), 705 nucleotides long. It is a transcript of the gene calml4a, whose product is annotated as calmodulin-like 4a. Gene Ontology annotation, molecular function: calcium ion binding. NCBI's taxonomy places the organism in Eukaryota, Metazoa, Chordata, Actinopteri, Syngnathiformes, Syngnathidae. Gene Ontology annotation, cellular component: myosin II complex. The transcript has 5 exons. The record is from RefSeq and is a predicted model, not a curated record. Bases 111 to 572 code for a protein of 153 amino acids.
ACACAUAUUAAAUUACUUGCAGGCCUGGUGGUGUGGACUUUAAACAGGUGGAGGGACAGACUUCAGGAAAUUAAUUUCUUCUUCCUGGAAAGCAAUUCAAGUAUUUUCAAAUGGCAAAAUUCUUUACACCAGCUCAAAUCAACGAGUUCAAGGAGUGCUUUUCAUUAUAUGACAAGAAACAAAAGGGAAGGAUUGACAUCAAGGACCUGAUCACAGUUAUGCGCUGCCUUGGCACCAGCCCCACACUUGGUGAAAUUGAAAGACAUCUUCAAGUUCACAAAAUGGAAAAGUCAGGGAGCUUGGACUUCUCUACAUUCCUGACCAUGAUGCACCGGCAAAUACAACAGGAAGACCCUAAGACAGAAAUUCUUGAAGCCCUGAGGAUGACCGACAAACAAAAGAAAGGAUACAUUCAAGCCUCGGAGCUGAGGGCCAAGCUCACCAUGUUAGGAGAGAAACUUACUGUCAAAGAAGUGGAUGAGCUGUUCAAAGAAGCAAACAUCAAGCCAAAUGGAGUUGUUAACUAUGAAGAGUUUGCAGAAAUGGUUACUCUGCCACCUGUGGAUUAUUGAGCUCAGCCAGUGUGAGGAAGAAACAUACACAGACAUUUCUGCAUGCCGAUCUUAUUUGAACCGUUUCAUGACGUUUGGAGAAACAUUGAAGGUCUUGCUUUUGUGUCUGUUGUAUUAAAAUGCAUCUCAUUCA